AUGAAUAGUAUACUACCAGACUUUUAUCAAUCUCUGAUAUAUGUAAUAUUUAAUCGUUUUGAGUUGAAUCCAGAUUUUUAUGUGUGCUCUGAGGAUGUCACAUCUCAUACUAAAGGUGUUCGGAGACCAUUUUGGGGAGCUUAUUAUCUUGCCAGUGGACUAUUUAUACUAGUUCUCUACUCAAUUUGUUUUGUCGCGAUUGCAAGAAGCAAACUAAUGAAUACACCGGCUUACAAAGCAAUGUUUGUUCUGGGACUCUUUGACAUUCCCUCAAUAUUCACACAUUCAUUGAUUACCGGCUUCCUUGGAUUCUAUGGAUUUGCUUAUUGUGACUAUCCCCGAGUGUUUUUCUUAUUUGGAAAUCUUGCAUUGGGCUUGUGGUUCGGAUGCUCCGUAUCCAGCUUGACGUUAGCUUUGAUACGCGUUGUUGACGUAUGUCCACAUUUGAAACUUGGAAAGCUGUUCACGAGUCGCGCAAUUUACGCGCUUUUUGGACUAUUUUGGGCUUAUGCGUUGUAUGGGGGAGUUCUGACAAAACCUCCAAUAUUCACCACACAUUGCAUGUCAUGGUUUUUUGACCCGGCAAUUGGAAAUGAUCCGAAAUAUUACGUAAAUCUGGCUCACACGUACAACAAUGCAUUAGUGACUUGCGGCACAACUAUUCUAUACGGUUACUUGGCUUUUUUAGUUAUAAAAAACACCGACUCCACUUUUUCGAGCAAAUUUUCUAAUUAUCAAAUCACGAUACUACUCCAAGCAUUUUUCUUUUCAUUUUUUCAUGCUGCCUCCGCAGGAUUAUAUGUUUACAUGCAAUUUGUGUCAGCAUCAGAAAAUCUUGUAUUGUUCACACAAUUCGCUUGGCAGUUUAGUACAGGCUCCGUCUGCAUUGUCUACUUGACUCUAAACCGAUCGAUUCGCAAAUCUGUUUUGACAAUGAUCUGUUCAAUGCUUCCACCAAAAGUGAAAAUAUCAGUAGCCCCAAUGGCCGAUGGAAUUCUAUUUUAA
Caenorhabditis elegans is the source of this 1005-nucleotide messenger RNA. It is a transcript of the gene srt-22, whose product is annotated as Serpentine Receptor, class T. The coding region runs from base 1 to 1005 and encodes 334 amino acids. The record is from RefSeq and is marked reviewed. Lineage: Eukaryota; Metazoa; Nematoda; Chromadorea; Rhabditida; Rhabditidae. The transcript is spliced from 5 exons.